AUGACAACAGAAUUGAUAGCUCACAUGAUUGCAAAGAGGAAAGGAAAACAAAUGAAAGCAGCCUAUUCCAGAGCAGUUCUGUCGUCGAAAUUGCUGAAAGAACGAUUGAAUUUGUUGGGUAAAAUUGGUUGUGCAGUAUGUUUGCUGGGAUCAACCGUGAUCGUGAUACAUUCACCGAAAGAAGAAGAGGUGGCAUCGAUGGCUGACCUGGCGUUGAAAAUGCGAGAUGCUGUAUUCAUCUUAUAUGUAAUCGGCGUCAUAGUGGUAUCGUUAUUUCUGAUAGUGUUCGUAGCGCCGAGAUACGGUCGUUCGAAUAUUUUGGUGUACAUAGCGAUUUGCUCAGUGAUUGGUUCGUUGUCGGUACUUUCCGUGAAAGGAUUAGGUUUAGCGAUCAAGGAAUCAAUCGGUGGUAAACAACAAUUCACAAAUGCGCUUACGUGGUUUUGGUUAGCAGCCGUUAUUGCGUGUGUUUCGGUUCAGUUGGUAUAUCUGAAUAAAUCAUUGGAUCAGUAUAAUACAUCAAUGGUAACGCCAAUAUAUUAUGUAUUUUUCACAUCGUUCGUGAUACUCGCUUCAUCGAUCUUGUAUAAAGAGUGGUCAUGUUUGGGUGCAAGUGAUGUGCUCGGAAAUGUUAUCGGUUUUCUUAUAACUAUCAUUGGCAUUUUCCAGAUGCAAUUAUUCAGAGACGUAAAUAUUUCACUGCGGCAACUGCGAGUACUGCUGCAUAAACCAUCGUCGAAUAUCAAUCAGUUCGAAAUAAUGAAUAGUGCCACAUCAUUAGUCGAAGAUGCGCCAAGGAGGUCGUCACAAACUGUUUAUACAUGA
Anisakis simplex (herring worm) is the source of this 825-nucleotide messenger RNA. Lineage: Eukaryota; Metazoa; Nematoda; Chromadorea; Rhabditida; Anisakidae. The record is from the annotation of a GenBank genome assembly.